AACAUUUCAUCAGUAUUAUCAUUAUAUCUAUCAUAAAACCUUCCAAGCACUAGCCUGGGAGCACCUCAAGGGGUCUAGACGGGGUUCCCAGGCCCAGCAUCGCCUUUUGUCUGGCUGCAGGGGGAGGGGGAAGGAGCAGAUGCAUCGGGGAGCCAGGGACAGCUGUGCGUGGAGUGGACCAAGUCACUGCCUCUUAUCACCGGAAGCCUCAGCGGAAGGUUUAACUGUCCUACAUGUUACCAUAGAGCCUGACAUUUUUUUUUUUUUUUUGUUAAUUUUUAUAAUAGAAGACACAAAUGACGGAGAUCUGCUAUUGUUUGUAAAUAUAUGUAGGUGCUAAUUUCCUACUGCCCGAGGUGAUGGUGGUAUGAUAGCCACUGUUAUAUAGUACAAGUUAAGAUAUAUCUGUUUGCAUGUCUAAUAGCUGUGUUGCAGCAAUCUAUGUGCUGCAGGUGAACCAUGAUUUAUAAUUCUAUUAAACUAUUAAAAUAGUUGUAGCAUCACCCAUUCCAUUGCUGAUGAUAGAGAUGGUGAUGAUGGUGGUGGUGACAGUGAAAAUGACUGAUGGCGAUGAUUGCUACCAAUUGAAUAAAUCCAUUUCCACAAUGCGCAAAUAGAUGUCUCGAAUAACAAUUUGCGCAAAGGAGAAUAUUAUGAAUGUUGUUAUGGCGGCGUGAUAGUCUGUCCUGCACCAAGAACAUCUUUCUAUCCUAAGCACAAUUCCCUUCAAACAACAAUUAUGUGACAUAUAGAAUGAACAUAAAAUAAAUAUGUAGUACUAAGACAUAAAGUGUAGUGAGAAAUAAGGAGAAAUAAAUAGUAUGGCAACAAAACCAUCAAUCCUUUAUCAGGAACAUCUCUUAAUAAGACAAAUAAUUCCAAUCAGACAACUGAAAUACAAUUAGAAAAGUAAGUCAAAAUAAUUAUGUAGCAUUAAAAUAUAAAAUGUAGGGGGAGUUAGCCAGGAAUAGAUGAUAAAAUAAUAGAACCGUACUUUACGCGAGACCAGACAACCUGUGGAGUGUUGGUGACAGUUGCCUCAAAAACCCUGAUGACUUUAUUGCAUUGGGUAAGUUAAUGCAGAAUGUAUAGUGAGUGUGACGUGCACUACACUGUCCCUAGCUGAAGGUUACUGAGAGGUGAGAGUGAGGGGAGGGAGAGGGAAGAUAGAGAGAGGACUGACUGCCAAUAAUGAGGCUGGAAUUCUUGUUUACUGUUUCCCUCCCUUUCCUCCCUUUCCCUCCCCACCCUUUCCCUUCCCCUUAUCCCUCCCUUCUUUUCCCUACAAUAUCCUUCUCCCCAGCUGCUAGUACCAUUCCAUUUGCCUUUGUUUGGUUUGGUUUGGUGCUUCCAUCAGUUUGUACUAGAUGUUAUUGUCUGGUUUGAUUGCUUUUGUUUACAUUGUUCGUCGUUUUAUUUAUUCCUAGUGUUUGCCCUCUCUCUCUCUCUCUCUCUCUCUCUCUCUCUCUCUCUCUCUCUCUCUCUCUCUCUCUCUCUCUCUCUCCAUUCAUUGUAAUUGUUCUUCAUUCAUUGUAAUUGUUAUAAAAAAUUGUUAUAGAAAGGCUAGGAUCAAUUGAAGCCAGUGGUAGUAAUUGCAGUUAUGUGUCAGUGCUUUUGUUCGUGAUAAAUAAAUGUAAAAAAGAAAGAAAAGAAAAAAUAAUUGUUUUCAGCUCAGUAAAUUUAAGAAAAGCAUGGGACAAUUGAAACUACCUGAAGCAAUUGCAGUUAUGUGUCAUUGCAGAUGUUAGUGGUAGAUAAAUGUAAAGAAAAAGAAAAAAAAUCAAAGGUUAUUGUUGUUAGGAUGCCAGUAAGUAAACUCCACCUCUCUCUCUCUCUCUCUCUCUCUCUCUCUCUCUCUCUCUCUCUCUCUCUCUCUCUCUCUCUCUCUCUCUCUCUCUCUCUCUCUCUCUCGUGGGUUGUUGAAAAAGUGAAUAAAAUAAAAUAAAUAAUAAUAACAAUAAUAAUAAUGAUAAAUAAAAAAUAGUCAGUUUUUAUGAUGCCCUUAAUUAAACUCCACCUCUCUCACUCUCUCUUGGGAAGUUAGUGAGGAAUAAAUGUAAAAUAAAUAAAUAAAUAAAUAAAUAACCAAACAAAUGCAUAAAAUAAUAAUGAUAAUGAUAAAAAAAUCACCAUUCUUAUGAUACAAGCAAGUAAACUCCACCUCACCUCUCCCAGUGGGUAGUGGAGGGGUGGCUGGGGUCCUGUUCCGCCCUGAUGAGUCAAACUAUGGAGGGUUAUCAAAAUUACCUUAGUCUAGCUAUUUACAGACAUUGAUUAUUUCUCAGGAAAAUAUUACACCUUUCUUUCAUCAGUGCCAUCCAACGAUCAACAGUUAACUAAUCUGAACUUUAAUCUAAUUUAUCCCAGUUAUUACAUUUUUUCUUUCAUCUAUACCAUAAAAGUAUUAGCAGUAAAGUUAAUUAAUGUAAAUCUAAUCUAAUUUAUCCCAGUUAUUACAUUUUUCUUUUCUUUCAUCUAUACCAUAAAAGUAUCGGCAGUAAAGUUAAUUAAUGUAAACCUAAUCUAAUUCAUCCCAGUUAUUACAUUUUUCUUUUCUUUCAUCUAUACCAUAAAAGGAUUGGCAGUAAAGUUAAUUAAUCUAGAUCUAAUCUAAUUUAUCCAAGUUAUUACACUUUUCUUUUGUCUAAACCAUAAAAAGAUCAGCAUCAAAGUUAAUUAAUCUGAACCUAACCUAAUCUGUCCCUUCGUAUGAAAAUGCUAAUGUUAUGAAUGGUUAUUUUUCAAUGUUAUCCGAAUUUUGCAUCACCUCUUUUUUUUAUGUAUUAGGAAAAAUAACUAAGGGAAAAUUAAAUAACAAAAUGUCAGGCUGAUUUAUUUUAUUUUUGUGCAUUGCUUCACUUUUUAAUUAUGUAUUGGGGAAAAUAACUGAUGAAAAUGUAGAUAAUAAAAAUCCUGCUCAUGGUAUUCCCAAAAGAGAAAUAAAUAGAAUAUCUGAGAGAAAAGUCUGAUUUUUUUUUUAAUAUUUAUGUAUAAUCUCUUUUUAUUAUGUAUGAAACUGACUAAAGAAAAAAGUAGAUGACAAAAUCCCACUUCAUACUCCCCAAAAAAUGGAGAAACAAGUAAAAUAUCAGAAAGUAAGACUGAUUCAUUUAAUUUCAUCCAUUCACUGCUACUUAUUUCAUUCUUGGCUCAUACCAUCCCACCAUCACUUUUUCCGUCAGGAGUGAGGGAGGGGGACUGAAACACUUGUCUGGCCCUCACACAUCCUCUUAGUACUCUGAGGAUGUUGAAGCAAAGUAUCUGGUAAAACUGUAUUAUUUCUCCUCGUGUCUUGAAAUCUGAUGUGUUGCAGUGUUGGACCCAAGGGGGUUUAUUUAGUACAGGGUGUGGCAGAAGUACCUCUCAUGUUUUUCCUUUUGUUAGCCUUUAAAAUGUGGAGGUAUUUCUGCUGCACCCUGUAUAUCGAUGUCAACUAGCUACCUCUACCUCCUUCCUUCCCUCCAUCCUUCUCUCACAAAAUUCAUAUAUAUUUGUAACAGAUUGAUGGCCACCAGUUCAUAGGAGAGAGAAUAGCACUACUUGGAGUAUUAAAGGACAUGUUUUGUAGUAAUCAUGACGGCUCUGGACAACUCAGGGGAAUAUUCAAUGCAAGGCAGAGGCAGUUCCCGACUCUCUCUACGACAGAACCGCAAGCGCAGCCUCGUCUCGGACAUCUCGCCGGCACCAGAGCCGAGGACAAGUCACCGCUUUCGCACCUUCAGCAACAGUGAGGCUGAUGAUAGGAACAAGACGCCUCCUACAGUGCGCAAGAUGAGCCUCAGCAGGAGCGUCAUGACCAGCAGUGGCAGAAGGACCAGCACCGUCUCCUCGCAGUCUGCCGGCAGCAACUCUGGGGUGGGAGGGGCCACGGGGGACCUGGGCUACAAUGGAGGCUAUGUGUCAGGAGUGUGUCCCUUGGCAAACAUGGGGAACACUUGCUUUCUCAACUCGGUGCUGUAUGCGCUGAGGUUCCUGCCGGGGUUCACUCAUGACCUCCACCACUUGCAUAUGCACCUGCAGUCUGCUGGCGAGCAGAAGGACGUGAACCUGGAGCAAAGGAUACAGUUUCUCUCUGAACUCCACCGAGUGUUUGUGCGUCUGGGGCAAGAGGAGAGAUCAGCCUCAGAGAAGAGAAUACCAGCCUUUGAACCUUAUGAUUUCCUAGAAGCUUUAAGAGUUGUGAAUCCAAUGUUUGAGGGGAACAGACAACAGGAUGCCCACGAACUCCUUCACUGCCUCCUUGACCAGCUGUGCCACCUCCCGCAAGACCUGCUACAAGUGAGACCCAAUGGCACGGCUCCUGCUGGCUGGGGUGAUUCCUGUGGGGCAUCCCGGGACCAUGAGUCCAUCCCUCCUGAACCCAAGAAGUCCCGCAGGAGGUCUGAGAGGAUACAGGCCAUCGAAGAGGAUUCCAGCAAAGCUGUGGAUGUGGUCGGGUCAAAGUUUGUGGGUCGCAUGUGUCUGGAAACCUGUUGCCUGGAGUGUGAGCAGGUCACUGGCAGGGAGGAAAACUUCCUGGAGGUGUGUGUUCCUGUCAAGACCAAGGCUGAUUUUGAAGAGGACGAGAGCAUUGGGGAGCCACAGGUGUUCAUGUCAGCCCUGAAUGAGGAGGAGUGUCUUCAGGAUAACAACAAAUACUGGUGUGAUCAUUGCUUCCACCACAAUGAGGCACGACGCUCUGUUCACUUCUCUCAGCUGCCCCACCACCUGGUCAUUCAUGUGAAGAGGUUCAGUGCCUAUCACAGAAACAUGAACACCUUCAAGUGCACAGAGGCCAUGCCAGCACCACUCAUCCUGCCGUGCUUCUGCCGUGGGUGUUACCUGGAGAAGCAGAGAGCCACGCAUGGGGAGGUGGGGCAGGACGGCAGGAUGGCCGGCACCAAGCGACCCAACCUGUCCCACCUGCCGUACUACCUGACAGCUGUUGUGUGUCACCUUGGAGCCACUCUCUCUUCAGGUCACUAUCUGUCCUUUGUCCGUCUGAGUGCCCUCCAGUCCUCCAAGUGUCCUGAGCAGCAGCAGCAGCAACAACAGCAGCAGCAACAGCAGCAGCAACAGCCACAGCCCCCCUCCCACCAGGCCCACACGCCCCCUGCCAGCAGCACCAAGGUGGACUGCCAGUGGAUGAGGUGCUGUGGCCUUCAGUUGGACCACAUCCGUCCUCUGUCUGUGCUCAACGGACACAGUGAUGAGGAGAACAGCCGGGAGCAGGACAAGCUGUGGCUGGAGUGUGACGACGACAAGAUCAAGCUGGUCACGUCACAGGAGGUGUGCCACAUGAUGCGCACCACCAACAUCACCCCUUACCUCCUCUUCUAUUCCCACCUCUGAUCUCAAGGUAGCUUGCUGCCCUCCACGCUCCCCCACACACCACGGUGAAAGUUUUGUGCAGAACCCGGUGAUUUUUGCAUGCAAGUAGAGGCGAGUUGUGAAUUUGCCUCGUUAUUAAGUGUCCGAAGGUUGUGGAUGCUGUUUUUCAUCUCGUCCCCUCUCAGAAAAAGGGGAAACUCAAAUACCCGUUUGAUUUUUGUUCUGUAAUUUAUGGGACACUGUUUUGAAGGGCUGAUGGAGGCGACAAGUUUCUAGUUUCAGAAAACCGAGCAAGCAUUCAGUACGUACUUUGGUCUGUCGCAAGGAAGCACUGAGGACACGAGUCAAGCCAUGUGUACAUUGAGAGAAAGGCCUGAGAAACCAAGCCAAGGGUAACAGUUGGUGAGAGGAUAGUGCCUGGAGAACCUUUUUAUAUGUAAUGCUGAAAGGCUAACACUUCCACCAUCACUAGCUACCUCAUGCAUCAGGUCAACAUAGAAAAGAUACAGUCCCUUGCCGCACCACAGAGUGAAGGCAAGGGUCUGGUGCCUGAACCAAGCUUCUCGGACAGAAAAGAUGUUUGAAAACAAAGGCAUUAUCCAUGAAUUUGAUUGAAAAUGGUGCAAUGAUUUUGAUCUCUUCAACAAAUCCAGUCAGGUGAAGGAAAAAGGUGAUGGGGAUGGUGAAGAUGAGUGAUUGAUGUCUUUUACGAAAGCUGAAUGAAAAGGCACGACUUCAGAGAACAAGAACAAAGUGUGAGCCAAUGAUACAACACUGUACAAUACUAUUUAUGACCAAUACUAAAUGAACUAAUAGAAAGAAACAUUUGGAGCAGCUACAUUGAGACAGACAGUGACAAACAUGUGAGAUCUUGUUCUGCUCGAUGCGGGAACGCCAACAAUAACAGCCGUGUGUGCGUGUCAGCCCCGCUAGGAGCUGUACACGUCUCUACACGGUCUUCAUAGUGUUUUAUACGUCAACCUUAACAAACAAACAUGGCAGUGUAAUGAUAAUUGUAACUUUCACUGGAAGCUUUACCAGAAUGAGAGUAUGGGUAGUGGAUAUGUAGAAACAAUAGGUGAUAUAUUUUUGUAUAAAAGAACACAAAAUAGUUUAGUAUCAAUAUUUAACUGUGAUGAUGCAGUAGGGGAAACGUGCAGCAACUUCAGAGUUUUUUUUUAUUUAUUUAUUUAUUUAUUUUUCGGAGCAUUUCUCACAUAUUUUUUUAUUUAUUUAUUUAUUUUUUUUAUACCUAUCAUUAUUAUUACAGUCAGGGUAGGGGACACUUUCCUUUCGGUAGUCUCUAGGUGGAGGUUCGGUUUAUUUCACAGGGAACUUGGUUGGUUGGUAGCGGUGAGGCGAGACACGAGUGUUAGCCGAGUGUAAACAAGACUUGGGUCAACUUAGAUUUCGUUUUAAUCUUUCCAUUCUUUUGUGCUGGUCGUGUGUGUUUUGUGUGUGUGUGUGUGUGUGUGUGUGUGUGUGUGUGUGUGUGUGUGUGCGUGCAUGCGUGUGUGUGUGUGUGUGAGAGUGAGUUAUGGGCCAAGCCAGAAUGACGGUGAUGAGUGACUAAAGAGCAUUUAGUGGUGAAGGGGGAUGGGAAUGAGUGCUGUCUUAAAAAAAAAAAAAAAAAAAAAUCAUCACCACUCCAUUAAUUCACUAGAUUCUCCGUGUGACAUUCUUACUUUAGGGUGAACAAUACUCAGAAUAAGAACAUGUUAGGUCUCACAAGUAGGGCACAUUCUCUUCAUGAUCAAGUUGUAUGCAGUUUGUGGGGUACGAGGUGCGUUAUAAUGACAAGCCUUGCAAAAAUUAAUACGAGGGCCUCAGUUGGAAGCAUAACAGGGAUACAGAACAUCCUCAAAAAAAGUCAGUAGGAGGAUGUUUAUCGUAACUGAAUGAGAGCAAACUGACAUGCAGAGAAUGGGAAACAUGCUUCAGUGUGGGAGCAAGUUGGUUCAUCUCUAAGUAAAUGUGGCAGAAUAAUAAUGACAUGCAUGUGUGUAAUAGCAAUCGGUUCUCCUCUCGGUAACUUGUGUAAAAUUUUCAUCCGAUACAAGACUCACAAUAGCUUAGUACAAAGACCGAACCUUCAUUUUUUGUGUCCGUUGCAUCAGAAAGUUUAGGGUGUCAUUUACAUAGAGAAGUAGCUUAGUGGGAGACUGAGGGUUUUACUUACCACAAUGCAUUUAUUUGACUGUUACACACAUAUGAGGCUGGAAUGUAAGAGAAGCGCUGUAAAGUUUAAGUGAACUGUAGGCAGGUGAAGGUGAAGCUUUCAUUGUGCUUUGUCCUGUUUUGAAUGUGACGCUUGAAUAGGAGGGACCACGACUUAACAUUUGCCCUGAUGUGUGAGUACUGCGGACUUACUAACAUCCACCUGCUCACUCCCACUGCCAGUAGCUGUAGUCUUGAGGGCCUCUAAGGAAUAGUUAUCCAUGUUAGACUGACUUUUGCUGGAUUCAGGAACACUUCUGCACCGCACCUCCACUACUUUUGAGAGGCUUUAGUUGAAGCUACACAGGUUUUUGAGGGUGUUUUCAUGGUUCUGGUGAUAGAUUAACUUGAUUUCUACAUUAUUAACAGGAGGAUUACUCUUGAGAACCUGGCUGGUCAUCUCUGUUGCCUUGGAAAACUGUUGUGGUGAGAGAGCAGAGUGUUUCUGAAUACGAGCCACUGUUUCAUUCUUCAUUGCUCAGAUUGUUUGAAGACUGAUGCCUUUUUUGUGAGAUUUAGUUAUAUUUAUUCUUGAAGUCUCUUAAGUACAUGGUUUUGUAUUUUACUGUUGCUCAGAAUGUCAGAAGACUGAGUUUUGAUUCAUCUUGUAACGUGUAAAGUACAGUUUCAUCUAUCAUUACUCAGAUGGCUUGAAGAUUUUUUUUAACUUUUUUUCUUGAAUGAGUUUUGUUUUUUCUGCAAGUGUCAGUAUUGUUCUUCAUGAGAUGAUUUUCAUUCAUCUCACCAGUUUCAUGUUUCAUUGCUCAGGCAGAGGCAGUUUGAAGACUGAUCCCACUUUCCAUUUUAACACCAUACUGUGAUUGAGUUACUGUACUUUCAUUGCUACCACACUACCACACAGCUGUAGGUACCUGUCAACGAGCCAAUGUGAGCAACUACUACUACUACUACUACUACUACUACUACUACUACUACUACUACUACUACUACUACUACUACUACCACCACUACUGCUGCUACAAUCUCAGGUUCAGAGCUUUGAUAAUCCUGUCACAUGUUGGGUACCAGAUUCUUAGCUUGGGACACUCAUUGUUACCGUUAUGAAUGUUAAGUGUGUGUGUUUUAUUACACGUCACAUUGGUGUCAGCUGUGUACGGUUAAGGAACCCUCAUUGUGUGCUCAAUACUAUACAAGGCAACUGAGUGAAAUGACUUAACUCUUGUGUAUUCCUGUAAUAAAACAUGUGUUCGGCGCAUUUGCAAAUUGGAAUCUCGUCUCGUACUGUUAAUUUUGGGGAGUCAAGGAUUUGAUUUUUUGUACUUAACCAAAAUUGGUGUUUAAUAUUAUUCUUCUAAGUUCCAGAGUGUAUUUGUUAAGACUUUAGUUUAUUGUCUCAACAUUCUCAGCAGGUGUUCUUCAUUCAUUGACAUCAGUGGUGAUACAUUACCUGUCUCUUACCUGUACAAGGCAGGUAGACAAGGUGGUAUGCAAUCCUACUCAGAGAUGGCUAUUAUUACUCCUUUGAAUGCUUCAGCUUUAGGGAAGAAAAGGUUUUGGCUGGAAAAGAAAAGGAGGUCUUCAGAUUCUAAUGUAAGAUUUAUCCGUCAAUUAUAAAGAGAAAAAAGUCUUCAAACCUUAAUGUAGAAUUUCUUUGUCUUCCAUUUUCUUUGCCCACAGUAAGUACUUGAUGGGGUGGUGGUGACAGUAGCAGCACAGGUUGUCCGUUGCCUCUCAGACUCCAGCCACUCCCACUACUCUGUCAGGUGUCAUAGGUUGAGAAGAUUCCUCUGCAGGAUCUCUGUAUCUCGAUUACGUAUCUUUUUUCCAGAGACUUUGUAAGUAAUAUGAGUGUCUUUUUAUUACUAGAAUUUUAUGUGGAUUGAGGAGGUCACUUUCACAACACAUUGGUCACGUAAGGUGGAAGAAAAUGAAUGUUAAAUGUAA
Molecule: messenger RNA, 9432 nt
Organism: Scylla paramamosain (green mud crab)
Lineage: Eukaryota; Metazoa; Arthropoda; Malacostraca; Decapoda; Portunidae
Product: ubiquitin carboxyl-terminal hydrolase 1-like
Exons: 10
Coding region: 3574-5331 (585 amino acids)
Biological process (GO): protein deubiquitination
Cellular component (GO): cytosol; nucleus
Molecular function (GO): cysteine-type deubiquitinase activity
Source: RefSeq, a predicted model, not a curated record